AUGGCAGGAAUUGAUGCCGUCUUAACUGGUAGCAACUGCACGCCAUCUCAGCUGAAACUUUUGCGGCUCAUAGUUCAACAAAAGAGUCAAAUAUUAUCACGCAGUGAUUUUGUUCCAUCAUUUUUAACAUCUGUACUCGGUCCUCCUGGCAAUAGUUCUGUAUUGCUGCAAUAUAUCGAUAAAAGGUUUGAUGAGCAAACAAAGAAAGCUAUUCUUGCUUUCAUUUUGGAAUCUGCAUUGAAUCUGCCUGCUUAUGGCAAGUUUUUUUUCCUAUCAACAUUACUUAAAGGAAUGGGCAGCUCUAUCAUGUACGUCAAUGGUGUCAGGUUGUUCCUUUUUGAACUCCUGGAAAGACACAGUCAAUGUCAGCUACAUUCUAACAACUCUGUUCAAGCACUAUCGGCAAUUGAAACUAGUACUCUUUGCUUUCUGCUAGAGUGUGCUUCAAAAAGUCACUGGCUUGCUGGAAAUAUUUGGUCGGAACAUCUUUUGAAGGCCUUGAGAGUGAAUUAUGAGCCUCCAGAAGACCCUGCUAUCAUAAACCCUUGUCUCACCAUACUGCAAAAUCUAAAUAGCUCUAUGUAUGAUGAGCUCAAUACUGAGAUACAGGAUCAAGUUUUUCAGAACCUCGUUCGUUUAUCUGGGAAUGCUUGUGCUGACAUAAAGAACGCAGCUAAACUGGCUCUUGGUCAUAUUCAUGUUACUGCCUCAUCUGUUGGCAGGCUGCUUGAUUUUAUUCUAGCACAAGAAGUCCACAUAACGCAGUCUUCUACUGGAAGAAAGAGACUGCAACAUGCGGGUGAUGACCUGCAGCAUGAUAUCUUUUACAAAGAAGGAAUCUUGGAUUCUUUUCUUAGUUCCUUACUUGAUGUUUUGCUAUUGAAGAAAGAAGUGGAAAACAGGGUUUCUUUGAUAGAACCCCUACUUGGGCUUCUCAAAAAGAUUUUAUCAGAUACAUGGGUUCUCAAUCAAGAUAUCUCUCCAACUGUUAGCAACACGAAGAGAUAUAUUCGACAUGCUCUGAUAUCAGUGCUCCAGGACAUUAUUACAUCAUCAGAGAAGAUAGACAUCAUACAUAAUGGUUUCAAGAUAUUAGACGGAUGUUUCUUAGCUCUUGAUUUCCGUGGGGACAUUGAGGAUCAUGUUAUCGAAACAAUGCUCGUGCUGUUUAAGAGUCUUACUGAUCGGACAGAUAACAAGACAAUGAUUACCCACGGAUCGACUGAGCCUCUUUUCCGUCAUAGCCUUGUCUUGGUGGGAAAUUCGUUAGACAGAAGUAUUUCAUUUUACAAAUUGAUCAACAAACUGCUUGAUCACUACAAGUAUUCAUUUGUCCCUUACGUCAAGCUCUUGGUCAAGGGUUGUGUUAUCGGUCUCACUUCUUCAAUAAAUAAUAGAGAAAUUUCAGUAAGAGAAUGGCAAUUACGAGAAUUAAUAAUUUCAUCCUUGCGCAAAAUGUUCUUGUACGACUCAGGGGACUUGAAGCUUCUAGAUGCUUCUCAUUUUCAUCUUCUGUUAAAACCUCUUGUUAGACAGCUAGCAAUUGAACCACCAUCUUCUCUUGAAGAGUUUCCAGAUAUGCCAUGUGUUGAGAGAGUGGACGAUUCAUUAGUUGCUUGUCUUCGUCAGAUGGCUAUCUCCUUGGGUUCUGAGCAAUUCAUUAGUUUCAUGUUAUUACAUAUACAUUUAUAAAUUUAUACUAGUUUCUUAUUCCCGUUACUCAGUUGAUUGGCACUUGUUAUUAUGGUGUCUAUUGUAGGUACUUGAUCAACCAAGAAGUGGUAGACGAGCGAAUAGUGUAGCACGUAGAGUUCUGAGCGAUCAGUAAAGAGUCAAUUCAUUGACUCUGACUAAAAGUAUCUGUUAUAAAUACUUCAAACAUAGUCAUAGUCUUGUACCAGUAUUGAAAUUGGAAAUGAUAAUGGUUAUUCCAGGAUAAUGCACUUAGUUUGGGAAGGAUGCUACAGAAUGGAAGCAAAGGGAAAACUCAGGUUUCUGGCUUUGUAUGCAGAGAUAUUAUUGGUGUUUUGAAGGAUGUUGGUUGUGUGGUGGGAAACCAAUUUUCAGCCAAUGUCCAUGGGAAGAGAGGAAGUUGGAUUAUUUCAGAGAUGCCGCAGAUUUCAUAGCCACUAUUGAAGUGACUGGUAGGGCUUGUAUUAGAUUCCUUGGUUGGGUUUUGAGGUUUCAGUUUUUUUUCAGGAUUGUUGAGGAAGAAUUUUCUAGUAACCAAUAAUGGAAUUUCAUGAUCAAGGGAUAAAAUUACCCCAUAGAUAUGUGAAUCGAGAAAGCUAUUAAGAUGGUGCUGAUCAGCCAAUGGUAGCACGUACACUCAAAUGUACCCUGACUAGGAGUUGACUACCCAGGGUGGAAAGAUGGAAAAUAAAAAUUCCUGCUCUACUUCCCAUAGAUGGUGCCAUAGCAAUAGUCUGCAAUUUAUGUUCCGACAGUCCCUUGAUUCUUUAUUAUUUAUUUUAUUUUGGGUCACGUGACUUAUGAAACAAUCCUGUUAAAAGGGGCGGCAAGGGUGAUAGCA
This is a messenger RNA of Papaver somniferum (opium poppy), 2533 nucleotides long. RefSeq lists its product as uncharacterized. Gene Ontology annotation, cellular component: t-UTP complex; small-subunit processome; 90S preribosome. Gene Ontology annotation, molecular function: snoRNA binding. The transcript has 14 exons. The coding region runs from base 1 to 1692 and encodes 563 amino acids. NCBI's taxonomy places the organism in Eukaryota, Viridiplantae, Streptophyta, Magnoliopsida, Ranunculales, Papaveraceae. Gene Ontology annotation, biological process: positive regulation of transcription by RNA polymerase I; maturation of SSU-rRNA from tricistronic rRNA transcript (SSU-rRNA, 5.8S rRNA, LSU-rRNA). The record is from RefSeq and is a predicted model, not a curated record.